AUGGACGUGGACGUGGACGUGGACGUGGACGUAGAAAUGGACGUGGACGUGGACGUGGACGUGGACGUGGACGUGGACGUAGAAAUGGACGUGGACGUGGACGUGGACGUGGACGUGGACAUGGACGUGGACGUGGACGUGGAUAUGGACGUGGACGUGGACAUGGACGUGGAUGUAGAAAUGGACGUGGACGUGGACGUGGACGUGGACGUGGACUUGGACGUGGACGUGGACAUGGACGUGGACGUGGACGUGGACAUGGACGUGGACAUGGACGUGGACAUGGACGUGGACGUGGACCUGGACGUGGACGUGGACAUGGACGUGGACGUGGACGUGGACGUGGAAAUGGACGUGGACGUGGACGUAGAAAUGGACGUAGACGUGGACGUGGACGUGGACAUGGACGUGGACGUGGACAUGGACGUGGAGGUAGACGUGGACGUGGACGUGGACGUGGACGUGGACAUGGACGUGGACGUGGACGUGGACAUGGACGUGGACAUAGACGUGGACAUGGACGUGGACGUGGACAUGGACGUGGACGUGGACAUGGACGUGGACGUGGACGUGGACGUGGACAUGGACGUGGACGUGGACGUGGACGUGGACGUGGACGUGGACAUGGACAUGGACAUGGACGUGGACGUCGACGUGGACGUGGACGUAGAAAGGGACGUGGACGUAGACGUGGACGUGGACAUGGACGUGGACGUGGACGUGGACGUGGACGUAGAAAUGAACGUGGACGUGGACGUGGACGUGCACAUGGAAAUGGACGUGGACAUGGACGUGGACGUGGACGUGAACGUGGACGUUGACGUGGACGUGGACAUGGACGUGGACGUGGGCGUGGACAUGGACGUGGACGUGGACGUGGACGUGGACAUGGACGUGGACAUGGACGUGGACAUGGACAUGGACGUGGACGUGGACGUGGACGUGGACGUGGACGUAGAAAUGAACGUGGACGUGGACGUGGACGUGCACAUGGAAAUGGACGUGGACAUGGACGUGGACGUGGACGUGAACGUGGACGUGGACGUGGACGUGGACAUGGACGUGGACGUGGACGUGGGCGUGGACAUGGACGUGGACGUGGACAUGGACGUGGUCGUGGUCGUGGACAUGGACGUGGACGUGGUCGUGGACGUGGACGUGGACGUGGACGUGGACGUGGACGUAGAAAUGGACGUGGACGUAGACGUGGACAUGGACAUGGACGUGGACGUGGACGUGGACGUGGACGUGGACGUAGAAAUGAACGUGGACGUGGACGUGGACGUGCACAUGGAAAUGGACGUGGACAUGGACGUGGACGUGGACGUGAACGUGGACGACGUGGACGUGGACGUGGACCUGGACAUAGACCUGGACGUGGACCUGGAGGUGGACGUGGACCUGGACGUGGACCUGGACGUGGACCUGGACGUGGACGUGGACGAGGACGUGGACAUGGACGUGGACGUGGACGUAGAAAUGGACGUGGACGUAGAAAUGGACGUGGACCUGGACGUGCACGUGGACGUGGACGUGGACGUGGAUGUGGACGUGAACGUGGACGUGGUCGUGGUCGUGGACGUGGUCGUGAUCGUGGACGUGGACGUGGACGUGGUCAUGGACGUGGACGUGGACAUGGACGUGGUCGUGGUCGUGGACAUGGACGUGGACGUGGUCGUGGACGUGGACGUGGACGACGUGGACGUGGAGGACGUGGACGAGGACGUGGAGGACGUGGACGAGGACGUGGAGGACGUGGAGGACGUGGACGUGGACGUGGACGUGGACCUGGACGUGGACCUGGACGUGGACCUGGACGUGGACGUGGACGAGGACAUGGACUUGGACGUGGACAUGGACGUGGACGUGGACGUGAACGUGGACGUGGACAUGGACGUGGACGUGGACGUGGACGUGGACAUGGACGUGGACGUGGACAUGGACGUGGACGUGGACGUGGACAUGGACGUGGACGUGGACGUGGACGUGGACAUGGACGUGGACGUGGACGUGGACAUGGACGUGGACGUAGACGUGGACGUGGACGUGGACGUGGACCUGGACCUGGACAUGGACGUGGACAUGGACGUGGACGUGGACGUGGACGUGGACCUGGAAAUGGACGUGGACGUGGACGUGGACGUGGAGGUGGACGUGGACAUGGACAAGGACGUAGAAAUGGACGUGGAGGUGGACGUGGACAUGGACGUAGACGUGGACGUGGACAUGGACGUGGACGUAGAAAUGGACGUGGACGUGGACGUGGACGUGGACGUAGAUGUGGACGUGGACGUGGACGUGGACGUGGACGUGGACCUGGACGUGGACGUGGACCUGGACGUGGACGUGGACAUGGACGUGGUCGUGGUCGUGGACAUGGACGUGGACGUGGUCGUGGACGUGGACGUGGACGUGGACGUGGACGUGGAAGUGGACGUGGUGGAGGACGUGGACGUGAACGUGGACCUGGACGUAGACCUGGACGUGGACCUGGAGGUGGACGUGGACCUGGACGUGGACCUGGACGUGGACCUGGACGUGGACGUGGACGAGGACGUGGACAUGGACGUGGACGUGGACGUAGAAAUGGACGUGGACGUAGAAAUGGACGUGGACCUGGACGUGCACGUGGACGUGGACGUGGACGUGGAUGUGGACGUGAACGUGGACGUGGUCGUGGUCGUGGACGUGGUCGUGAUCGUGGACGUGGACGUGGACGUGGUCAUGGACGUGGACGUGGACAUGGACGUGGUCGUGGUCGUGGACAUGGACGUGGACGUGGUCGUGGACGUGGACGUGGACGACGUGGACGUGGAGGACGUGGACGAGGACGUGGAGGACGUGGACGAGGACGUGGAGGGACACGUGGACGUGGACGAGGACAUGGACUUGGACGUGGACAUGGACGUGGACGUGGACGUGAACGUGGACGUGGACAUGGACGUGGACGUGGACGUGGACGUGGACAUGGACGUGGACGUGGACAUGGACGUGGACGUGGACGUGGACAUGGACGUGGACGUGGACGUGGACAUGGACGUGGACGUGGACGUGGACAUGGACGUGGACGUGUGA
Molecule: messenger RNA, 3075 nt
Organism: Closterium sp. NIES-65
Lineage: Eukaryota; Viridiplantae; Streptophyta; Zygnematophyceae; Desmidiales; Closteriaceae
Source: the annotation of a GenBank genome assembly